This is a messenger RNA of Plasmodium gaboni, 1185 nucleotides long. RefSeq names its product thiamine pyrophosphokinase. NCBI's taxonomy places the organism in Eukaryota, Apicomplexa, Aconoidasida, Haemosporida, Plasmodiidae. The transcript has a single exon. The record is from RefSeq and is a predicted model, not a curated record. The coding region runs from base 1 to 1185 and encodes 394 amino acids. Gene Ontology annotation, biological process: thiamine metabolic process; thiamine diphosphate biosynthetic process. Gene Ontology annotation, molecular function: thiamine binding; thiamine diphosphokinase activity; ATP binding.
AUGAAAAAAAAGUACACAUAUAUAUUUAAAAGGAUUUCUUCCAAAUAUUUUUCAUACUUUAAUAAGGGUACUAAAUUAUCAUGUGGUAACAAAGAAAGAAUGACAAAAAAUCAUAAACAUUAUUAUUCAACUAGUAAAGAAAAAGACGAUUUUCCUCAUUAUCAUAAUCUUGAUUUUAUGAAAUAUAUUUUUUCAAAUAAUAAUAAUGAUAAGAUAAAAGAUAUAAAAACAUGCACUUCUGUUGAUAGUACUAAUCCAAAUGUUUGUACAGAUAUUUACAAUUAUAAAUUAAUUACUAUUAUUUUAAAUAAUACAUUAUGUUCACAUUCCUAUGAAAUUAUAAAGAAUUCAAAUGUUUUAAUAUGUGCAGAUGGUGGGGCUAAUCGUUUAUAUGAUUUAUGUUCCACAAUAAAUGAAAAGCAUAUAAGCAAUUAUUGUAUGAACAAUAAUAUAUGCCUUGAACAGGGUAUACAAGUAAAUAAAAAUGAUUAUAAAAAAGAACAAAUAAAGAAAAGGGAAGAACAAAAUAUAUCAAAUCAUAUUAUAGAACAUACAAAUGACAAAAAUGUUAUUGCUAAACAAUUAUAUGAUUUAUUUAAUAAUAAUAAAUUAACAAUAAAUAUGGAUACAAAAAAAAAACAGAAUAAAAAUACUAUAGAAAUUUUACCAGAUUUUAUUUGUGGAGAUUUUGAUAGCAUAUACCCACAUGUAUAUAAACAUUAUAAAAAUGAAGGUGUUUUAUUUGAAAAAUGUCCAAAUCAAGAAAAUACAGACUUAGAUAAAUGUAUUGAAAAAAUAAAACCAUAUAUUAAACAAAACGAUAAAAUUCUUGUACUAGGAGCUACAGGAAAUAGAUUUGAUCAAACAUGUGCAAAUAUAUCUUCUUUAUAUAAAAACGUACAAACAAUAAAUAAUAUUUAUUUAAUAGGUGAAAAUAAUUUCAUAUUUUUAUUAAAAAAAGGAAAUCAUGUUAUACAUAUAAAUUUAAAUCCUUUUGAAAAAGGAUGUGCUCUCUUACCAAUUGGAGCAAAAUGUAAAGUGAAAACAGAGGGACUUAAAUAUAAUUUAAAUUAUGAAUAUUUAAGUUUUGAUUCCUUAAUCAGUUCAUCUAAUGAAAUUAUUCAAAAUGAAGUGAAAAUAUCUAACGAUACUCCUAUUAUUUGGAAUUCGCAAUUAAAAAAAUGA